ACCCGUCGGACCGGUACCACCGCGCGGCCCGGGACGGUUUCUUGGAGGUGCUGCGGGAGGGCGGCCGCGCAGAGCUGAACGCGGCGGACGAGGACGGCAUGACCCCGGCGCUGUGGGCCGCGUACCACGGCAACAUGGCGGCGCUCAAACUCAUCGUGUCCCGCGGUGGCGACCCGGAUAAGUGCGACCUGUGGGGUAACUCUCCUCUGCAUCUCACUGCGGCUAACGGCCAUAAGCAGUGCCUGUCGUUCCUCGUAGCAUUCGGCGCUAACAUCUGGUGCCUGGACAACGACUACCACACGCCGCUGGACAUGGCCGCCGCCCACUCGCACAUGGACUGCGUGCGCUUCCUGGACGCGGUGGCGGCGAAACAGAUCACGCUCAACCCCAAACUAGUGUCAAAGCUGAAGGAGCGAGCGUUCAGAGCGGCCGAGAGGAGGAUCAAGGACUGUGCCAAGAUGCAGAGGAAGCACCGCGAGAAGAUGGAGAGGAAGUUCAUGAAGGAGGCGGCCAUGAUGGAAAACAUGGACGCCGUGAGUCUGAGCAGUUAUGGAUCAGGCAGCUACGGAUCCGGCAGCAUGCUACGAGGAUACAGCGGGAACAACAACGUCACAUAUUCACAGGCCACGCUGCAGUCGACCAAAGGCAAAGCUCGACUACAGAAGAAGUUGGAGAGGAGACGACAGGACACAGGAGGAGGAGGAGCCUUCAAGGUGUCGGAGGACGGGCGAAAAAGUGUACGAUCUCUGUCAGGGCUCACGCUGGGGAGUGACGUCAUGCUGCUCAAACACGGAACGUACCGGGAACACGGGAGGAGAGAAUUUGAAAGAGAACAUGCGACAUACCGAGGACAUGGAGGACCUGACCUGAGAGACCGAGGGCGACCACACAUCCGUCACAUGUUCCAUUCCCGCGGCGUUACCGAGGGCGACCGAGAGGAUGCGAUCUCCGUGGCGACCAGCGACACGGGCGUCUCCAGGGCGAUGAGUGACCCGGGGCUGUACGAGGCCGCGGGGUCAGAGGUCAGCGCGGACUCGGGGAGGGACUCUCUGUUUAACCGGCCCGGACUGGGGACCAUGGUCUUCAGGAGGAACUACAGACCCAGAGGACAGGACCAGAGCAGCGUGGCGGGCAGCGAACCGACCAGGAACGCCCCCAACGUUCAGCUGAGAGGAGGCCGGCUACACAACACGGGUGGCGCUCCGCUAGUCCGGUCCCCCAGUCUGGACUCGGUCUCAAACUUCAGCUCGGUCUCUGUGGAGGGAAACUGGGAGCACGACCAGGAGCAGUACCUCACAUCGCCUCUAGAGGUGUUCAUGGCCUCACUUGGACUUCAGGAUUUCACCCAGGUCUUCAUUCGAGAGGCCCUGGACCUGGAGGCCUUGCUGUUGUGCACGGAGGAUGACCUGAACGAGGUGGAUAUUCCUUUGGGACCCAGGAAGAAGCUCAUGGACGCCCUCAACAGGAGACUGGAGGUACUGCAGCUGAUGCCGGGGCCCAUGGAGGACACAGCACUGUGAGGAUCUCAAAAACUACAAACAUGGAGGACACUUCACUUUGAAGAGUACAAAAACUACAAAUAUGGAGGACACUGUACUCUGAGGACUACAAAAACUACAAACAUGGAGGACACUGCACUCUGAGGAUGUCAAAAACUAUAAACAUGGACUACACUGCACUAUGAGGACUACAAAAACUACAAACAUGGAGGACACUGCACUCUGAGGAUGUCAAAAACUAUAAACAUGGACUACACUGCACUAUGAGGACUACAAAAACUACAAACAUGGAGGACACUGCACUCUGAUGAUCACAAAAACUACAAACAUGGAGGACACUGCACUAUGAGGACUACAAAAACUACAAAUAUAGAGGACACUGCACUCUGAGGACAACAGAUAUAAAACUAUACCAUUGCUUUUUAUAAUUGGAUUUAUUUUGUUGGUAUCAUACCAUCCAAACUAAAUCAUUUCUUUGUGUUGUUAUCACACACUCAGUGUUACACUGAAUUUAUCAGUUUAUAUUUUGCUGCUGCUGCGUCUAUUUAUUCAGCCUCAAAGUAUUUUUACCUUGAUUUAGGUGCGAAACAAAUCAUGUUUCUUUGUGUCUGUGAGAUAAUGCAGAGUUUGACAUGGAUCUAUAAUCUAUAAAAGAUCUUAUUAUUCUUCCAUGGACUUGAACCAUAUCAGUGUCUUUACCACACUAUUGUCACUGUUAUUGUAUUAUUUGAUAAGUAACACUGUUCACUGAUUCACUGCACAUUUUUAUUUAUUUCUUUAUUUGCUACAAAUCUGAGCCUUUUGUGAAAAUGAUACAUGAAUAAUUAUCAUUUUUUUGUACUUCUUUUAAUAAAGUGCACAGAAUUCA
Molecule: messenger RNA, 2367 nt
Organism: Periophthalmus magnuspinnatus
Lineage: Eukaryota; Metazoa; Chordata; Actinopteri; Gobiiformes; Gobiidae
Product: pre-mRNA splicing regulator USH1G-like
Exons: 6
Coding region: 99-1520 (473 amino acids)
Molecular function (GO): protein binding
Source: RefSeq, a predicted model, not a curated record